GCCCCACCCACUGUCCCCUCCCAAACUACCACCGCCGACGAUGACCGGCGCCGCCCCCCGCCUCCGCUCCCCUCCCCGAAACGGCGGAGUCCGACAUUCCCCCGAAACAGCCCGCAAGAAGUCGCCGCCUCCGCCGCCGUCCUCCUCCGCCGGCGGCAUCUGGGAGAGUGCGCAUUUCCUGAAAUGGACGGCGGCGGACGCGCUCCGGCUGCCGGUCCGCCACCCGAUUCCGUGCGUCCUGGCGGCUUCCCUACUCUUCUUCAUGGCGGUGGAAUACACGCUCCGCAUGAUCCCGGCGACCUCUCAGCCGUUCGAUCUGGGCUUCGCCGCCACCGCCGCCCUCCACCGCGGCCUCGCCGCCAGCCCCCGCCUCAAUACCCUUCUCGCCGGCCUCAACACGGUGUUUGUGGGGAUGCAAACAAUGUACAUAUUAUGGACGUGGGUGAUCGAGGGUCGGCCAAGAUCCACCAUUGCAGCCCUCUUCAUGUUCACCUGUCGUGGAAUCCUAGGAUACGCCACCCAGCUCCCUCUACCCCAGGGGUUCUUGGGAUCAGGGGCGGAUUUCCCGGUGGGGAACGUGGGGUUCUUCCUGUUCUUCUCGGGACACGUGGCGGCCUCUGUGAUCGCGUCGCAGGACAUGAAGAGGCUCCAGAGAUGCCACCUGGCCCGCCUCUUCGACACCCUCAACGCGCUCCAGAUCCUCCGCCUCUUGACCACGCGCGGCCACUACACCAUCGACCUCGCCGCCGGACUCGCCGCCGGAGUGCUCUUCGACUCCAUCGCCGGCGAGUACCAAAUCUCCCACAAGCUCAACCACUAAUUACUACUUAUAUUUUUAAUACAAUUUUCUAUCUUUUAUGUAUAUUAUUAUUAUUAUUAUUAUUAUUAUUAUUAUUAUGGAGUGUGAAUUAAAAUGCAAUGCUGCUGCUUCCGCUUUCUUACA
This is a messenger RNA of Andrographis paniculata, 943 nucleotides long. Its product is annotated as phosphatidylcholine:diacylglycerol cholinephosphotransferase 1-like. NCBI's taxonomy places the organism in Eukaryota, Viridiplantae, Streptophyta, Magnoliopsida, Lamiales, Acanthaceae. Bases 41 to 820 code for a protein of 259 amino acids. Gene Ontology annotation, molecular function: diacylglycerol cholinephosphotransferase activity. The transcript has 3 exons. The record is from RefSeq and is a predicted model, not a curated record.